Manis pentadactyla (Chinese pangolin) is the source of this 5048-nucleotide messenger RNA. It is a transcript of the gene MARK3, whose product is annotated as microtubule affinity regulating kinase 3. Gene Ontology annotation, molecular function: ATP binding; protein serine/threonine kinase activity. Lineage: Eukaryota; Metazoa; Chordata; Mammalia; Pholidota; Manidae. The transcript has 17 exons. The record is from RefSeq and is a predicted model, not a curated record. Bases 588 to 2678 code for a protein of 696 amino acids. Gene Ontology annotation, cellular component: plasma membrane; cytoplasm. Gene Ontology annotation, biological process: protein phosphorylation; intracellular signal transduction.
CUUGGGUCCGAGAGGCUCUGAGGUACCCGGAGCGGCGGCGCGGCCACUGGGUGGAGGCUGAGGCGGAAAACAAGCCGGAGGGAUAGGAGCAGCCGGGCGCAGGCGCCGCCUCCGCAGCUCCCUCCAUGGUCCGUGCCCGCAGCCCGCAGUGGCCUGUCUUGCACUUCACCUUCUCUACAUCCUCGUCCUCUUCGGGAGCCGCCGGCUGCGCUGUGUGGAGGCCCCGGCGCUGAAAUCCCUGGCGUGACGGGCGAGGGCGGCGGACCAGGCUAGGGGUCCGGGACCGGGGGGCACCCUGAGGCGCGGGCGCGCCGGCGGGCCGACCCGCAGCCCGCCGCCGCCGGCCCGGCCCCGCCACCGCUGCCCGCGGGGCUCCUCGGCGCGGCCGCCGGGGCCUGGGGAGCAUGAGCCCCGGGACCCGCCGGGGGACGGCCCGGGCCCAGCCCGGGAUCUAGACGGCCGUGGGGGAGGGGCGCCGCCCGCCGGCGGCCUCGCUCCAGAACCGCCGGGCACUCGAGGUCGCCGUCGCCGGCCCCAAGGGCCGCGCUGUUCUGUUUCACCUUCACGUUGAGCAAAAGUGAAGUAAAAUGUCCACUCGGACCCCACUGCCAACGGUGAAUGAACGAGACACUGAGAACCACAUGUCACAUGGAGAUGGGCGACAAGAAGUUACGUCUCGCACUGGGCGCUCUGGAGCUCGGUGUAGAAACUCUAUAGCUUCCUGUGCAGAUGAACAACCUCACAUUGGAAACUACAGACUGUUGAAAACAAUCGGCAAGGGGAAUUUUGCAAAAGUGAAAUUGGCAAGACACAUCCUUACAGGCAGAGAGGUUGCAAUAAAAAUAAUUGACAAAACUCAGUUGAAUCCAACAAGUCUACAAAAGCUCUUCAGAGAAGUAAGAAUAAUGAAGAUUUUAAAUCAUCCAAACAUAGUGAAGUUAUUUGAAGUCAUUGAAACUGACAAAACACUCUACCUAAUCAUGGAGUAUGCAAGUGGAGGUGAAGUGUUUGACUAUUUGGUUGCACAUGGAAGAAUGAAGGAAAAAGAAGCAAGAGCUAAAUUUAGACAGAUAGUGUCUGCAGUCCAAUACUGCCAUCAAAAGCGGAUCGUUCACAGAGACCUCAAGGCUGAAAAUCUAUUGUUAGAUGCUGAUAUGAACAUUAAAAUAGCUGACUUUGGUUUUAGCAAUGAAUUUACUGUUGGCAGUAAACUGGAUACAUUUUGUGGCAGUCCUCCAUAUGCAGCCCCAGAGCUCUUCCAGGGCAAGAAAUACGACGGGCCAGAGGUGGACGUGUGGAGCCUCGGUGUCAUUCUUUACACCCUGGUCAGCGGGUCUCUCCCCUUUGAUGGGCAGAACCUAAAGGAACUGAGAGAGAGAGUAUUAAGAGGGAAAUACAGAAUCCCUUUCUACAUGUCCACAGACUGUGAAAACCUUCUCAAACGUUUCCUGGUGCUAAAUCCAAUAAAACGAGGCACUCUAGAGCAAAUCAUGAAGGACAGGUGGAUCAACGCAGGGCAUGAGGAAGAUGAACUUAAACCAUUCGUUGAACCAGAACUAGACAUCUCAGACCAGAAAAGAAUAGAUAUUAUGGUGGGAAUGGGAUACUCACAAGAAGAAAUUCAAGAAUCUCUUAGCAAAAUGAAAUAUGAUGAAAUCACAGCUACAUAUUUGUUGUUGGGGAGAAAAUCUUCAGAGCUGGAUGCUAGUGACUCCAGCUCUAGCAGCAACCUUUCACUCGCUAAGGUGAGGCCAAGCAGUGAUCUCAACAACAGUACCGGCCAGUCUCCUCACCACAAAGUGCAAAGGAGUAUUUCUUCAAGCCAGAAGCAGAGGCGGUAUAGUGACCAUGCUGGACCAGCUAUUCCUUCAGUUGUGGCAUAUCCAAAAAGGAGUCAGACCAGCACUACAGAUAGUGACCUUAAAGAAGAUGGAAUUCCCUCCCGAAAACCAGGUGGCACUGCUGGUGGAGGAAAGGGAAUUGCUCCAGCCAGUCCCAUGCUUGGGAAUGCAAGCAAUCCCAAUAAGGCGGAUAUUCCUGAGCGCAAGAAAAGCUCCACUGUCCCGAGUAGUAAUACAGCAUCUGGUGGAAUGACACGACGAAAUACCUAUGUUUGCAGUGAAAGAACUACAGCUGAUAGACAUUCAGUAAUUCAGAAUGGCAAAGAAAACAGCCUGACAGAAAUGUUCGCUUACACAGCUAGCCCUGCCUCAGUUUGUACCACAUCUUCCACCUGUCGGCUGAGACAUCAGAAGUCGAUGUCCAUGUCAGCCUCUGGGCACCCCAAGAUGAUGUUACUACCUCCAAUAGACAGUGAAGGAGAUAACUUCAAGGCUAUCACUGUUCCUGAUCAGAGAACUCCAGUUGCUUCAACACACAGUGUCAGCAGUGCAGCCACCCCAGACCGAAUCCGCUUCCCCCGAGGCACUGCCAGUCGCAGCACAUUCCACGGCCAGCCCCGAGAGCGGCGAACUGCCACCUACAAUGGCCCGCCAGCCUCACCUAGCCUGUCCCAUGAAGCCACACCAUUGUCACAGACACGAAGCCGAGGUUCCACUAAUCUUUUUAGUAAAUUAACUUCAAAACUCACAAGGAGGGUCAUCCGGUGGCCUAUCCCUGGCCUCCCUGUCCCCCAGCUCCUUCUUCUGGGACUAGGUUGGAAUGGAAUCUGCCUCUGAAACUUGGGUGGGAGGAAGUGGAGCCAGGUAUCACUGACCUGGCUCUUUACCUCCCUGACCAUGCUUAAUGUCAACUGGCGUUUGGCCCUCUGAGCCCCAAUCGCAGGGGGAUGUGCAGCAGUUAGGCCUCUCUAAACUUUAGUUACGGGACAGUCAGCUUUGUAUCCUUACGUUUUGGUCUAUAACAGGCUCUUAAAUAAAACCUUGCACACCAUUGAAAUCUUUGAAUCUGUCUCCUUUGUGCUCUUUUUUUUGGUCAUCUUAAUACUAUCACUGAUGAAAAUAAUACCAGCUACCAUUUAGUGAGUGAUUACGAUGUGCUAAGAGAUCUAUGGAGCUAGAUGUGCUCAUUUCAGAUUUAUAAACAUGUAUGUGUACACACACACAUUCUCUCUCACACACAUUUAAUUUCCACAGUCUACCCUGUGGAGUAGAUAUUAACCCAGCUUUAUAGAAGAAACUGGAAAUGAGGUGCAGAGAGAUUAAGGCACAAGUUCAAGAUCCUGCAGCAAGAAAAGUGCUGAGCCAGGUUAGCUGAUUGCAGAAGCUUGGGUUCCCUGUGUAAGAUGGUAAAGGGCCACAGCAGGCAGGGCUCCUUUUCCUUCAUUUUCUAAUCAAGUUUAUUUCAUGAAUUUGAAUUGAAUUUGGAGAUUGGGGUUUCUUGUUAAAAAAUUCCAGGGGUGUCGCCUUAUUUUACAAUUUCUAGACAGUUUCCACCCCCAAAUGUUUGCAGAAAGAUAGUCUCCUAUUAAAGUUUGCAAACUGAGAGCUUUUGUCUUCUGUGGAAUGUGGUACUUCAAUUGUAGUUGGUUCAUUCUGAAAAAAAUAAUCAAGAGUCCUUGCUGCUGCUAUCAGUGUCAGCUUCCUUCUCUCCCUAACAGUUGCUGGGGUUGAAGUUCUAGUGCCUGAAAGGCUUGGGUGUUGGCACUUAGAAUUGCAAAGAAGGCCUUUAGGAACUUGGUGGAAGAGAGCUGGUACCAGAUAGCCUGCACUCUGCUCCUGGCUCUGCCCUCGGUGUCAUGUGGCCUUGGAGAGCUGCAGGCCCUGGGACCUUUGAGGCCCUUUGAAGUCAGAUGAACAAGACUUUCCCUUUGGGGGCCAGGCCUGGCCCUUCAGGGAUAUCCCUGCAGGCAGAACAGCCCAGGCAUAGGUGUAGGCACCUGUGAGGGCCUCAGCUCUCUACUUCCUCCUUUUUACACCCCAAGAGGCCCAUGGGAGUGAAAGUCUAGAAAAGUAGUGUGAAAGGUACUUGGUGCAUAACCCUAACUCUUCUCAGGAGAUUUGGAAAUGGACCUUCUAAUCAAUUUUCAACUAAAACAUAGUUUAAAUAAUGCUUUAUAUUUGUCGUACUCAGUUAUUUAUGAGAUCUUUUCACAUGCAUGAUCUCUGCUGCAUGUAACCCUGCCGUGUACCACUUCUGAUUUGAUUAGGAAGUGGUUGGCAGUUAUCCACAGUAGUUAGAUAUUUUUUUAAUUGGUCAGUAUCUGAAGCAAUGCCAAAGUUAUCCCAAAUUUUAAAAAAUGUAAGGAAUUCAUUGAUACAGUCUGUCACUCAGCAUAUAUAUAUAUAUAUAUAUAUAUACACAUAUAUGAGUGUCUCCCAUGUUCAGUCACAGAGCUGGUAAGUUUUAGAAGUAGUUUGACAAGCCUAGCCUGCACUUGCCCAGGAAUGCUGAUCACAUGAUCGUAUAGACUGGAUCUGUAGUUUGAAAUUUCUCUUGUCAGAUUCUGUUCUGUACAAUCUAAGCAUCUUACAUUUUUUUAGCAAGCAUAGUCAUUUUUAAAUACAUCUCUUCUAGCCUUUACAUAAAAUAAUAUAAAUGAAACCCCCACUUGUUACCCUCUCAUUUAAUUUUUACUCGUACCUGAAAAGUUUUAUUUCAUUUUAAACCCCAGAAAGUUACAUCUUUAGAUGACUUAUACUACUAUAACAGACGUUCUAUUAAUGCUUAAACCAUCUUUCUGAAAUAAGUAAUGAUUCCCUUAAUUGUUAAACAUUUUAUAAUGAAAUUUUUAAUGUAUAUGAAACUGAGACUUGUUCACAAGUUAUUCUGAAGGAAAUUAAUUACUAGUACAUUGCAAACAAGUCAUUAACAAGGUUGGAUUUUAUUAUCUUAAAAGUAUAUCCAUCUGAAGAACCUUAAGUUUAAUUACAGCUAAUGUCAAUAUUUACUGAUAAAUUUUUUCUUACAAGUAGUUUUUUACACUUCUGAUUAAAAGGUCACAUCCUCAAUUACCUGUAUUAAUUUUACUUUUUCAACAAAUGUCACUGUUUCAUUGUUCAUUGGACAGAAGACCUCUGUUUUGUUCUUUUUCUCUAUAUAAUUAACUAGAUUUUCUAUUUAAUUUGUGCAAGUCAUUUUUGUUAAUU